This is a messenger RNA of Gracilinanus agilis (Agile Gracile Mouse Opossum), 2074 nucleotides long. It is a transcript of the gene TAFAZZIN, whose product is annotated as tafazzin, phospholipid-lysophospholipid transacylase. Gene Ontology annotation, molecular function: 1-acylglycerophosphocholine O-acyltransferase activity. The transcript is spliced from 11 exons. The record is from RefSeq and is a predicted model, not a curated record. NCBI's taxonomy places the organism in Eukaryota, Metazoa, Chordata, Mammalia, Didelphimorphia, Didelphidae. Gene Ontology annotation, biological process: cardiolipin acyl-chain remodeling; inner mitochondrial membrane organization. Gene Ontology annotation, cellular component: mitochondrial membrane. Bases 155 to 943 code for a protein of 262 amino acids.
CGCGCUGCUUUACGGCAGCCCGAGCAAGGGCGGCCAAAUCUUGAGAGCAGCGGCCUCCUCUUCCCGGCUUGCUCGGCGGGUGUGGACGGCCCGGGCUGGCCUGGACGAACCUCCAUCAGGCAGCUGGAACCAACUUGACCUUGGACAUGGGAAGAUGCCCCUGCAUGUGAAAUGGCCUUUCCCCUCCGUGCCUCCUCUGUCGUGGACUCUGGCCAGCAGUGUGGUCAUGGGGCUCGUGGGUACCUACAGCUGCUUCUGGACCAAGUACAUGAACCACCUUAGCGUGUACAACAAGGAGGUGCUGUAUGAACUGAUCGAGAACCGAGAUCCCGGCACCCCACUGAUCACCGUCUCCAAUCACCAGUCCUGCAUGGAUGACCCACACCUCUGGGGGAUCCUGAAACUCCGCCACAUCUGGAACCUGAGGCUGAUGAGAUGGACCCCAGCAGCUGCAGACAUCUGUUUCACCAAGGAGCUGCAUUCUCAUUUCUUCAGCUUGGGAAAAUGUGUCCCUGUAUGCCGAGGAGACGGCGUCUACCAGAAAGGGAUGGACUUUAUCCUGGAGAAACUCAACAACGGGGACUGGGUCCAUAUCUUCCCUGAAGGAAAAGUCAACAUGAGCCAGGAAUUUCUUCGUUUUAAGUGGGGAAUUGGGCGCCUGAUCGCCGAGUGUCACCUCAACCCCAUUAUCCUUCCGCUCUGGCAUAUUGGAAUGAACGAUGUGCUUCCCAACUUUCCACCUUAUUUCCCCAGAAUUGGACAGAAAAUCACCGUGCUCAUUGGAAAGCCAUUCAGCACCCUGCCUGUUCUCGACCGGCUCCGAGCUGAGAAUAAGUCGGCAAUGGAGAUGCGCAAAGCCCUGACCGACUUCAUCCAGGAUGAGUUUCAGAGCCUGAAGGCACAGGCAGAAUCACUCCAUAACCGUUUACAGCCCCUCAGGUAGCCUCGAGCUGCUCUCUAGAGGGCCCAGGGGGGGUCCCUGCCCUGCCCAAGGCUCUCCCUCUCCACGCCUUCCGGCCAGGACGGCCAGCUCUUCGUCUUCCUUCUGAGUCUUCCUUCCGAGUCUUCCAGGGGCCGCCCGCCUGCUCUUGCCUCAAAGGCCGAGGCCCGCCCUCCCUUGCCCUCGUCCCACUCUCCUGGUGGCUACUCAGGGUGUCUCGCGCUUCGGGGGAAGAGGAACUGUGUGCACAGGCAGCCGGGAAUGGGCUCAGGUGUCUCCCCCUGGCCGGCUGGAGAGUGGGGGGACAUGCUCUGAUUUGAUGCUUUUUAGGCCUCUGCCCUUCUGUUUCUCCAGCUAGACCAGCAGCUCCUCUUAGCCUGGGGCCAAAGCUUGUCUGUGGUCUCUGGUGCAAAUCAGUGAAAGAGUGGCUAGGAAGGAGGAGCCAAGCGCUCCGGAGGCCCCUGGGGAUGGGUGCCGAGGCCCAGGCCCAGAAAUGGCAUUCAGCCCCCCCUGGGGUGCACUAGAGUCGCCCCCCUCCUCUGCUGGGACGCCCGCUCAGGAUUCCCAUUUUUAACCGGAACCUUCUCAGGAAAGGGCAAGUGUGGGGACCAGCCUCUGUAGAGGCCUUGGAGCCCAGGACUAGACGGUUAGCCUCUCCCUUGCUCUGCGAUAGCGAAUGGUGGCAGCCCGGGAGUGCCAGAACCCAAGAAGGACUUGGCUGUUUGAUUUGGGAGGAAAGACUGUCUUCGGGGGUCGGGAUCUGGCUUGGCGACAAUGCCUUCUUCACCCGUGCCAUCGUGGGGCGGUCUUGAAAGGGGGCCGCAGCCAUUCUCACGUGGAAGGGAGAGGCAGGCUGGUCCUAGAUGCUCCCACCAAACCGUGCCAUGGCCCUCGUUCCCUCACGACCAGGGUUUCCUUGGGGGUGGGGGCAGGGAGCCGGUGUCCGGUCUGCAGCCCCCCUGGCUUCGAAGGCCCCCAAACAGGGGCUGGGAACAGAGACGGGGGUCAUUUGGUCCCAGGGACUCUUGGUGUAGGUCCGCCCUCCCCUCCCCUAGGCUACAGUGGCCUCGCUCUUUCUCUUUUAUGCCUGUAGAGUUUUUAAUCAUUUUUAACAAUAAAGUCUGUGUCGGUGCA